Talaromyces proteolyticus is the source of this 4578-nucleotide messenger RNA. RefSeq lists its product as uncharacterized. The record is from RefSeq and is a predicted model, not a curated record. Gene Ontology annotation, molecular function: ATP binding; protein kinase activity. The transcript is spliced from 2 exons. Bases 1 to 4578 code for a protein of 1525 amino acids. Gene Ontology annotation, biological process: protein phosphorylation. Lineage: Eukaryota; Fungi; Ascomycota; Eurotiomycetes; Eurotiales; Trichocomaceae.
AUGGACCAACGACAACAAUAUAUUCCACCUCCUCCUCCGCUAUCCCAGAACAAUACAUCUCAUAUCAUCCCGUUGCCCCCGCCUCCUCCGAGGCCAUCAACACAACAUGCCUUAGUCCCUCCGCCGCCGCCAUUACCGACUCCCUCUGCAUAUUCGGUUUCAGGUCAAUGGCAGCCGACCUGGCGAGCGCAGAACUUUCCUCCUCCACCUCCACCACCACCUCCACCGCAACCUAUUGUUCAUCCGUCCCUCAUACCCGCAAACCAAGCAUACGGCCGGCAGCAGCCUACUCCAUUGUCGAUUCCCAUCUCGGGUAUUCCUCCACCGCCUUCCGAAGUAAAUCCAUUGAUGUCUGCUACGUAUAUGCCUACUGGCGAAUCUUUUGGACCAGGAGUCGGCAUCCCCCCUCUGUACGACAAUUAUGGCUCAGCAACUAUAGACAGGACGCGACCUACAGGGCAACUGUGGGAAAGCACUUCUUCGGAUAAGUUCUCAAGAAGAGAUGGAAACGUCCCAGCAACUCCCUCAGGUCGAAACUUACCUCAGUCACUUAUGCUUGGCGGUGACAAUCAGGAAGCAAUGUCGCCCGGUCCUUCAACAGCCACAUUGAAUACAUACGGCAAUGAGCCAGUGCGGGCAUCCAGCCAUAUACAUAAUGCCAGCAGUAACUUUGUUGGUGGUAUGUCCGCCGGUGAAGCUGCAGCAAUGUGGUCACUCGAGCGAGUCAUCAGUUGGCUUGCAAGGAACGGUUUUUCCAAGGAAUGGCAGGAGACUUUCAAGACUUUAGAGCUUCAAGGCGCAAAUUUCCUUGAACUUGGUAAUGGGGCAAACAGCCGCGAAUUCCUAGCCAAGAUGCACCAAGUUGUUUAUCCUCAACUAUCAAAAGAAUGCCAGAAGACCGGUAGUAAACAUGAUCUAACCCAGGAGCGCAAGGAAGCAAAACGUAUGCGACAACUCAUUCGUCAGAUGCAAGAUGAUGGUAGUGAUCCAUCACUGUUGAAUCAUAAGCGGCGGGAGUCACAGUCGCUGAUUGCUAGUGCCUCAACUGAAGGAGGAGUGGAAAAUUCUCCAAAUUUAGGCUGGGAGUCUACCUUUCCCCCGUUAGGGUCGAACUCUAUAGAUACCGGUUAUCAACACCCUGCUCAUAGGCCGUUCCCAUCUACUGCUCCCAAACAAAAUAGCCAGGGACGAUCUGUCACCGCCCCGGCUGCCCAUAAACCGGAUGGCGUUGAUACGCGCACAGAUUUCUCUCGUAUUGCACUUGCGAGCACGGAAGAGUUCCGACGGCAUAGUCCUUCUUCAGGUAGCGAUGGUGGGCCGAUUAAAGCUCAUGAAGAUAGCCCCCAAAGCGGCAGCCCAGCUACACAAUUUGUCACACCUAUUCACACCGGUCCAAUAUCAUCAUCUGCGAGUGAUUUGACCGGUAGGUAUGAACACCAUCGAGGGGAUAGCACAGACUCUCUCGGCCGUGGGUCCUCCACCGUGCCUCGCUUUUAUGAGGGCCGGAAGCCAGUCACUGAUAAUACUCGACCUACAACUCAAGACUCGAAGGAGUCAGGGAAGAGCCUUUUGAACUUUUUCAAGAAGAAGACUAAGUCUCAUGAUUCCUCGCAUCCGUCCCCAGAUGAUCAAUUACUGGAUUCCCCAACGAGUCCAUCCUAUACCCGUCCGAGUAGCUUUAAUAGUCCUUUCAUCAAACCAUCGAAUAACCACAGCGAUGUAUCAUUGGAAGACCGUCCUCUUUCGUCGACUUUCUCUGAUUACGAGAAGUGGGCAAAUAGAUCUACCAAACAAAAGAAAUAUGUGUUUGCGACUUUGGAUGGAUGGAACUAUCGCCUCGUAGAUAUUACUGAUGCCGAAACAGCUGAUAAUAUACGCUCUGCCAUUUGUCAAAAUUUAGGUAUUGGGGAUUGGUAUAGCGCUCAAUUAUCUUUUACCGAGCCAGGGCAAACUGCUCACGACGAUGUUUUGGACGACCCAUCGCUUGUUCUCAGUCGGCGAGUGCGGUCAGACAAUCUGGGCACAUUGAAAUUCUACGUUCGUCGUAACAUAUCUCCUGGUUCCGCUGGCUUGGGGGUGUCGUUUGAUAAGAACACAUCCUCGCCCUUAUUUGCGCAUCACGACCAUGUACGCAGAAAACCAAUUGAGGAUGACAUGUCGAAGAAGAGUAUGUUAAAAGGUCAAGUGCAACCCAACUCUCCUCUUGGGUCACGCCAGUCUACUUUGAAGGCGAGUUCGGGUCAACCUUCGCCAUCUUUACAUGGCCCGUCCCCAAGCGAUGCAAGCCAGGAUGCAGACUUCAUGGUGAGACAAGAGUACAACCGUGAAGUGGAACGCAAGCAGAAUACGUCUUCCAGGUCAAAACCGCCCACGCCUUUGCAGCUGCACAAGGAUAAUUACGGAGAGACUGGGUACCGGAACGUGGGUAUUAUUGAUUUUGACAAACGGCGAACGUCCCCUUAUGAGGAUAAAAAAAUCGAGACUCUUGUACCUCAACGCAAACCUCCGCCUGCACCUUCUGAGUCUAACACGCUCACCAAGGCCAAUUCUUUCAGAGUUGACCGCAGUCGAGUCCCGUCAAAGAGGCAAGCUGAGUCGUUUAAUAAAUAUAAAUUGAUUCAAGAAGGAGAUUUUACUGCUGUCGGUGUACCUAACCAGAGAAGCUUCUCUGCAAGGAUGUCUACUUCUACAAGCUCACCUUCUACCACAUCACAGACACCUUUAACAGAGAGCGGAACUGGUCUGGUCUCCAGGCUACCGCCCCCAUCUUUGCAAAGCCGGAAAUCUUUUGGACCGGAGUAUGAUUUCGAGGAAACAAAGGUCAAUUUUGAUACACCUCACACCCCGGCGAGUUCAGAUAGUGAUGACUCUGAUGAUGGUCUCUUUGCUGUUGAGUUAUCAACAACUAAACCAAAACCUAAUCAGAAGGGAACCGCACCACCAGAAGCAUCCCCCGCACAUAAACCUCCCCUCAAAGUGAAUACAUCUACAAGGACUGGCAAAGGUCGUUCUGUGACCUUCAUAUCUCCUAUCGGAAAUGAUGAGAGAUCCGCGAAUCAGUCAUUUCCUAAUUCAGCAGACGUUUCUAAAGAUGUGCGCUCAGGCUAUGAUGGAAAUGGAACGAACGUGGCGCGUUCUCCUGAAGACGAACGAUAUCAUCGCAGGGCAUCAUUUCCAACAAGAGAUGAUAUAUGGGCUAGUCGUCCCCCCGUCGAAGGGGUCAUCGACAAUCUUGAUGAUUUUUUCCCUAACAUCGACCUCGAUGAGCCAUAUCUGGAACCCACAGGUGUUUCUUCUCCAGUUUCUCCACUAAGCUCUUCGAUGAAAGACCAGCCUGCGCCUUUAUACCAACCAUCUUCGAGCACAAUUCCUACUGCAUCUGAUAUUCUGGGACCAGACGAGUCAACAUUGAAAAACUCAGUUGCCACGCGCAACAUCAAAAAAGCUGGAGGUUUGACUCGUAUGAAAUCUAUACGUGAGGUUGUCAAAGAUGCGCAGCAAAUCAACCGAAAGCAGAGUAUUGUAAACCCAAGUAGCAAGAAAUCGGGCGAGAUACUUCGACGGAAGAGUACGAAGAUGUUUGGUGCCAAAAUCAUGCAAAUCAGUCCGAAACCUGGCAGCCGCUUGAGCCAACUUGAGCCAAUUCCUCAGGAUAGCCUUCUAACAGAGACUGUUCCACAGCGACAACAGACAUUCCGUAUCAUCCGCGGUCAGCUUAUUGGAAAGGGAACCUACGGAAGGGUGUAUCUUGGUAUGAACGCUGAUACCGGUGAAGUUCUUGCUGUGAAACAGGUAGAAGUCAACCCAAGGAUAGCUGGUCAAGACAAGGAUAAAAUCAAGGAAAUGGUAGCCGCCAUGGAUCAAGAGAUCGAUACUAUGCAGCAUCUUGAACAUUCUAACAUUGUUCAAUAUCUUGGCUGCGAGCGUGGCGAGCUGUCUAUUUCAAUCUAUCUUGAAUACAUUUCUGGCGGAUCGAUUGGCAGUUGUUUACGCAAACAUGGUAAAUUCGAGGAAUCGGUAGUCAAGUCUCUUACCCGCCAAACAUUGAGUGGGCUGUCUUAUCUCCACGACCAAGGCAUUCUUCAUCGAGAUCUGAAGGCAGAUAAUAUUCUUCUAGACCUGGAUGGCACAUGCAAAAUCUCUGAUUUUGGUAUAUCUAAGAAAACCGACAAUAUUUAUGGAAAUGAUGCAUCAAACUCGAUGCAAGGCUCCGUAUUUUGGAUGGCGCCUGAAGUUGUACAGUCUCAAGGUCAGGGAUACAGUGCCAAGGUAGAUAUUUGGUCUCUCGGAUGCGUGGUUUUGGAAAUGUUCGCAGGACGCCGUCCUUGGAGUAGGGAGGAAGCUAUCGGUGCCAUUUUUAAGCUGGGUAGUUUGAGUCAAGCACCACCAAUUCCAGACGAUGUGGCUACAACUAUCAGCGUAACAGCGCUGUCAUUUAUGUACGAUUGCUUCACGAUCGACACGUUCGAUCGUCCAACUGCCGAGACAUUACUUUCCAGACACCCAUUUUGUGAGCCCGAUCUACAGUACAAUUUUGUUGAAACGGAAUUAUAUGCAAAGAUUCGGGACGUGCUUUGA